UAUAUAAAUGCGAAGCACUUCACAAUUGCAAUUUAGUUUCGUUACCGAUUCGAGCGGGGCGACACAUCAACUCAUAAUUCUCUCACACUCGGAAUGGCGCGCUUGUGUUGUCUGUUGGUGGCAUUAGCCGUUGUCGGCUAUGGAUCGGCUGCGCCGGCUCCCAUCAAGGGGCAGGGACGCUCAUUUGGACUUAUCGGCGGUGGCUUGGGCGCCAGCGUGGGACUAAGCGCAGGCCUGGGCAUAAAUGCGGGUCUCUAUAGUGGCUUUGGCGGUGGUGGCUUCCAUCCCGGCUCGUUCGGCGGUGGCUACUAUCCCGGUGGUGGUUACCAUCAUGGCGGCGGUGGAUAUGGUGGUGGAUAUGGUGGUGGAUAUGGCGGUGGCUACUACCCAGGCGGCGGCUACAGUGGAUUCGGACACAAGCCUUAUUAUGGCGGCGGCGGUGGUUACUAUCCAGGCGGUGGAGCAUACAACAAUUUCGGAGGCUCAUAUGGCGGCCACUACAGCCAGUCGCAGUCGCAGUAUUCCAAUAAUUAUCAUAAUGGCGGCUAUGGCGGCGGCUUCUUUGGUUGAUAGUCGUA
This is a messenger RNA of Drosophila navojoa, 578 nucleotides long. RefSeq names its product Ecdysone-dependent gene 91. NCBI's taxonomy places the organism in Eukaryota, Metazoa, Arthropoda, Insecta, Diptera, Drosophilidae. The record is from RefSeq and is a predicted model, not a curated record.